Molecule: messenger RNA, 1341 nt
Organism: Schistocerca nitens (vagrant locust)
Lineage: Eukaryota; Metazoa; Arthropoda; Insecta; Orthoptera; Acrididae
Gene: Las
Product: lipoyl synthase, mitochondrial
Exons: 7
Coding region: 152-1264 (370 amino acids)
Biological process (GO): lipoate biosynthetic process
Cellular component (GO): mitochondrion
Molecular function (GO): 4 iron, 4 sulfur cluster binding; lipoate synthase activity
Source: RefSeq, a predicted model, not a curated record
CUUUGAACUUUGAAGUGCCAUGAGGGAGUUGCGUAGUUGAGCGUGAUGUCUGCUAGUGGAGUCUAGAGCUGUACAAAUUAGUGUAUGUUGCAAACUGAUCUGUUAAUGCUUACUGAAAAGUGUCACCUCGUUUAAUGUAAAUUGAGAAGCAAUGAGGUUAAAUGGGCUCGUUCAGUCACGGAAGUACUGCCUAUUUGGGAGUCGUUCUUCGUUCGAAGGUCAUCGGACGAAGUAUACGUUGCCGGAAAAAAUUAAGAAGAAACUUGCCAGUGGCCCUGGGUUAGAAGAAUUUUUGCAUGAACCUGAGAGGGACUGGAGCAAUUACGAUGGAAAAUUGAAACGCGAGAAAGGUGAAUCUGAACGAUUAAGAUUGCCACCAUGGUUGAAAACGAACAUUCCAACCGGAAAAAAUUUCAGUAAGAUAAAAGACCAAUUACGUCAACUGAAUUUACAUACAGUAUGUGAAGAAGCAAGAUGUCCCAACAUAGGGGAAUGCUGGGGCGGUGGUACACAUGGAACCGCUACAGCGACAAUAAUGUUGUUGGGUGAUACCUGCACACGAGGCUGUAGAUUUUGCUCAGUGAAAACAUCAAGAACACCUCCACCACCUGAUCCAAAUGAACCAUUACAUACUGCUACAGCUAUUGCUUCAUGGGGAUUGGAUUAUGUAGUUCUAACUUCAGUUGACAGGGAUGAUCUCCCAGAUGGUGGUUCCUACCAUUUUGCCACGACUGUGAUGGAAUUAAAAAAGCAGAAUCCAGAGAUAAUGGUUGAAUGUCUAGUACCAGAUUUCCGUGGUGACCUCAAUGCUGUGAAAACAAUUGUGGAGUCAGGCGUGGAUGUUUUCGCUCAUAACAUAGAGACUGUGGAAGCACUUACUCCAUUUGUUCGAGAUCGCCGAGCACGUUAUCAGCAGUCAUUAACUGUGCUGAAGGGAGCCAAAGAAAUAAAACAAGAUCUGAUUACUAAAUCAUCUAUAAUGUUGGGCCUUGGGGAAACUGAUGAGGAAAUUCGUAAAACACUUGAAGAUUUGCGAGCAAUGGGAGUUGACUGUGUCACUCUUGGUCAAUAUAUGCAGCCAACAAAACGUCACCUGAAAGUAGUGGAGUAUGUUCAUCCUGAAAAAUUUAAACACUGGGAGAGGGUGGGAAAUGAGAUGGGGUUCUUGUACACUGCGAGUGGUCCACUAGUUCGCAGUUCGUACAAGGCAGGAGAGUUUUUUAUCAGCAGCAUUAUUAAGAAGAGGAAAGCACACAGUGCAUAGAAAUUUACUUGUUAUGUGAACACUUGCAAUUAUUGUAAGGCAGUUUUUUGACAUUAAAGUGUUUAUGUGGUCCUUCA